This is a messenger RNA of Protomyces lactucae-debilis, 1875 nucleotides long. RefSeq lists its product as uncharacterized. Gene Ontology annotation, biological process: regulation of DNA-templated transcription; double-strand break repair. The transcript has 2 exons. NCBI's taxonomy places the organism in Eukaryota, Fungi, Ascomycota, Taphrinomycetes, Taphrinales, Protomycetaceae. The record is from RefSeq and is a predicted model, not a curated record. Bases 1 to 1875 code for a protein of 624 amino acids. Gene Ontology annotation, cellular component: Ino80 complex.
AUGCCACCUAAAAAGGCUCAAGAUCCAAAUGCUAAAAAGAUACGCUUCACCUCGUUUCACACUGUCGCGCCAAUCAACCAAAAGAACUUCUACACAGACUACCUGAAAAGUGAUAGCCAAUUCUAUGCGCAUCGUCUCUUCAUUGAGCAUACGAAGAAAGUUGCUCAGGCCAAAAAAGAUAAAUUAGCGGAUAAGGCUGCUGAAAAGUCAGAAGGUGCAGCUGCCAAGGAUGAUGAGGACAAUGAAGAUGGCGACGAGGAUGAGUCGCCCGAGGAGCGAGCCACGCUCGGUGCUAAGAGCAUCGUCAUUCAUCUUGGUUCUCGUGAUUUGCGAGUGGGUCUUGCCUCUCAUGCAUAUCCAAAGACUGUUCCUUGCGUCAUUGCAAGACGCGUACCUGCUCCAGCAUCAGCCGAGCCUAUCAUUGCUUCUGAUGCUCAACUUGGGCCCGGUCUCUUCGGUGCUGACUUUGAGACUGACUUGAAGAAACUUUCUACAGAAGUGAAACACAGAAUGCGCAACACAAAGCGUAGAAUGAUUCCGAAUGGACCAGAUCUCUCCUCUUCAUUCAACAGCCGCAGUCAGCCAGAAGAAGUUGUUGAGCACAAUGAUCCGUCCAAAAUUGAGUGGACAGACGUAAGCGAUGCGCCAGCGUACAUCACUGGCGAAAAAGCGCUCAAAAUUAGACCGAAUGUUGAACCCUACUAUCAGCUCUUUCGUCCAGUCCAACACGGCACUCUCAAUGAGGCACCUUACAAGACCAAACAAGAGAUGCUUGGAGAUCUUGUGCUUGUCAUUACACGCGCCAUUGAGGAUGAGCUUAAGGUACCACAGCGGAGUUUUAAGGAUUACGCUUUCUGUCUCGUCAUUCCCGACCUGUAUGACCGCGCAUUCGUUGAGAAUCUCAUGCACGUUGCUUUUGCCGAGCUCAGCUUUGCUCAAGUACUUUUGCUUCAAGAAAGCGUAUGCGCUACUUAUGGCGCUGGCAUCUCCUCAGCUUGCGUGGUGGACGUUGGCGCACAAAAGACUUCUGUAUCUUGCGUCGAAGAAGGAAUUUGCUUGGGCGACUCGAGAGUGCUGCUCAACUACGGAGGAGACGACAUCACCAUGCUCUUCACCAAGACUCUACUACGUGCCUCUUUCCCGUACCGCGACUUUGAUUUGUCGCGUGCUUAUGACUGGGCGCUCGCUGAAGAACUCAAGGCCAAGUUUUGUUCCUUGAAUGAAGCAGAUGUCGCUGUUCAGCUCUAUCACUUUUAUCAACGUCAACCUGACAGGCCCACUCGCAAGUACAACUUCAAAGUCUACGACGAGCAAGUGAUGGUUGCACUCGCCUACUUCUAUCCCAAAAUAUUCGGCAAUGGCGAGAGGCUUCGUGGCCGUCGCUCGCUGUUCAGCAAGUCCAGAGAUAUCUACGAAGACCACGUCAACGAGCCCGACUCGGUUGUCCAGACGCGGUUCCUCAAGCUUGACAGUCAGGCAGCUCGUGAUGCGGAAGAAGACCGAAUCCUCAUGGUGCCUCUUGACCAGGCCAUCAUUGCUUCGAUUGAGUGCGCUUGCGAGAAUCUACCCAUUGGCACGGAAGAACGCAAGAAGGCCUUGUUCUCCACCAUCCUCAUCACUGGCGCCGGCUUCAACCUCCCGCAUGCUUCCGCGUACCUCGAAGAUCGACUUCGCUCAUUACGUCCGAGCAUCGAGAAGAUUGAAGUUGUACCGGCGCCAAAGGAGCUCGACCCGCAAGUGCUCUCCUGGAAGGGCAUGUCCAUCUUUUCACGCAUCAAGAUUGCAUCUGAAUUCAUGAUUUCUGCACAAGAGUACGAGCUGCUUGGCUGCCGAUCAAUUCAGAGCAAGUGCCUGGGUUACUUCUGGCAAGGCUGA